UACAACUACUAGUUUCUGGAAGUUUUGGAAUAAAAGAGUACACGAUGUUAUCCUGUACACCAUUUAAUGGGUAGGUACCAGCUGUCCAAGGUCACUCAGAUCCAAACCACUAGCAGCAACAACAAACAAAUGUUGCUACUAAUGCUAGCCAUCUGAGGACAAAUGUUGCUCCAUCUGAUUAUGUAGUUUGUUAAUGAUAAGUUCAGCAUUUGUUUUGUCAGGAAUCCAACAAAAGGUGUACAAAGAGAGGAAAGAUUGCAGUGGCAUCAUGAAAUUCCAGGAGGGUUUGAUCAAAGGUGGGCACAAGAGGGCAUGGAACAAAGCACAAGAACAUCAAGGGGAAAACCUAUGAGGGGUAAACCAUUUGGCUUUAUCCUUUUCAUAGCUGCCACCCUGUUUGGACAGAGUGUCAGAGGGUCGUCAGACUCCAGAGGUCUUUUAUAUUUCUUCCCGACUCCUUGAAAUAUGGAAACAGCACAAUAACAAUACCACAAUAUAGGGAAGAAGUGCCCACAGUAGCCCAUGUCUGGAGAGAUCCAUAGUGGCUUCUUAAACAAAGAUUUAGACACAGAAACACCCAACGUUCUACAGUAUUCUCAUUCUUUGGUUCUCCAGUCCCAUGUUGCUACCUGAUAAUGCAAGGCUGUUUCCCCAGGUACGCAAACAACUUGCUCCGAGGUGGGAUGGGGAUAAGAACAUUUGGCUGUGCAAUUCAUGCAAAAGGUCUAGAUGCCAAUAACUGUCCUUGACUUGUCCCUGUACCAGUUCUUCCUUCUCCCACACACACAAACAUUUAGUCUGAGUGAAAAACACACCAAAGGAAUGCAGAAAUAACUCUUCGGACUGAAGUACUUAAAUUCCAGCAAAGGAAUCACUGUCAGAUCUGACCACAUUACAGGGUUGGCAAUUGCAUGGAGCCAAAAUGAAAAAUUUCUUUGUGCUGUUUUUAAUUCAUGGUUCCCUAUGUAAUGGAAAUCUUUUGAGCAUAAACCCUGAAAACCUGGAGACCUGGAAAGGAUCCUGUGUGUUGAUUCCUUGCCAGAUCAAUGAAACACUUCAUUUUGCUUAUCUUCCCCAUGCUAGCGUAGCCUGGUAUUUUCGUCCUUCUUUGGCUGAUGCAUUGUUCGACUACAACGUUCAGCCAUUGUUUGACAGCUCCAAAACUUUGGAGGACCACGUAAACUUAACAAGUCCUAACUUUCAAGGGCGGGUGAGGUUUGUAGGAGAUCUAACCAAAAGAGACUGCAGUCUGAUGAUUACUGAGCUCCACAUGAAUGACAGUGGCACAUAUAAUGCAAAAGUAGCCAUUUUGGGCGAAAACAAUGAAAGGCUACAUCUAUUGUUCCAGAGUGCAAAAAUUCAUGUUAGAGAAACCCCACCAGAACCCAAGGUGGAAACUCGACGCAUACAAACCCCGGGAUUGUGGGCGAUGAAGGUGAUCUGUUCAGUUUCUUACCAUUGUCCCAAUGAGCCAAUGAUGUUGACUCUUCGUGGCUUAGAGAAGCAUCCACAAAAAAGGAACAUUGGAAACAGGACAAUCCAGACGAUCGUGAGUUUUGAACCAACAUGGGAAGAAGAGAGCAAAAAGGUGAUAUGCUUGCUGACUAACAAGGAUGGGUCACACAAAUCCAAGACAACGCUGCAGCUGGAUGUGAAACAUAGUCCCCUGGGUGUCCAGCUUGUCCUUUUAAAUGAUCUGCCCAUAAAGGAAGGAGAUAACGUCAGACUGAACUGCUCCGUGAGCAGAAGUCUACCUGAUGACAACUGGUACAACUGGGCCAAGUCAGAUUCCCAUACUGUGGAACUUCGGUACAGUGGCCCGAAACUUCUCACCUUCCCUGCAUCACCUGGACCGGCAACUUCUUAUAAAUGUGAAGCAUGCAACUGGCUUGGUUGUACUUCAUCUCAAGCAGUCACUGUGGAUGUUCACUUUGCCCCUAAGGAUGUAAACAUUUGGAAAGGAGCACCAGAGUAUAUUAUUGAAGGCAGUGUUGUACAGCUGAGGUGUCAAGUGGGAAUGGCAAACCCACGUAAUUUUGCCUAUACCUGGUACCAUGACGGGCAACAGCUGAAUGCUACUGAUGAAAUGCUCAUCUUUCCAGAUAUCGCUUUUGCACAGUUUGGCAAUUACUGGUGUGAAGUCAGUAACAGUGUGGGCACGAACAUCUCACCUAGAGUCCUGCUUGAUGUUAUUUGUGACCAGUGUUAUAAAACGCCAUUGAGCAUAAGACUCAAUUCUCGAGCUUCUUGGAAAGGAUCCUGUGUAUGGAUUCCAUGCUAUAUUAAUGAAGCUCCUCAUACUGUCAUUUCCAUUUCUGUAUUGUGGUAUUUUGAACCUGAUAUUUUGGAGGACUACUAUGAUCACCUGUUGUAUGACAGUUCCAAAACACCAAUGAACCAGAUGAAUCUAACAUCUCCACGCUUUCAGGGGAGAGUACACUUCAUAGGGAAUGUUACCCUUGCGAAUUGCAGUUUGAUGAUCACCCAACUCCAGACAAAGGACAGUGGCACCUACCAUGCAAGAGUACUUGCUUCAAUUCCAGACUAUCCUUGGCCACUUAAAAGAUUUAUGAUUGCUCCGGUAAAUGUUACAGAAACACUUCCAGAACCCAAGAUGGAAACCGUGCCUGUGGAAAUUGAAGAACGGAAGACAGCCAAAGUGAUCUGUUCUGCACCUUACCAUUGUCCAGAGGAGAAUAUGACAUUGACUCUCAGUGGCUUGGAGGAAGAUCGUUUGUCUUCACAAGACACAACAAUUGAAAAUGGAGUGAUCCGCACAGUGUUGAAUUUUGAACCCAGUUUUGGGGACCAUGGGAAAGUGCUGAAAUGUCUUCUAAAGAGUGAGACUGGGUCACAGAGAUCCAGGAAUACGAUGAAGCUAGAUGUGCAAUUUGCUCCCAGGAGUGUAAUAGCUCUGCCUGAAACAAAAGAUGUAGUCAUGAUGGGCCAGUCCCUUCAGCUGAGAUGUGAAGUGGGAAAGGCAAACCCCCAGGAAGUGACUUAUGCUUGGUAUAAAAAAGAACAGGAGCUGGUUGCGGAAGGUGCUUUGCUGAUUAUAAGCAAAGCAAGCAGAAAGCAUAGCGGCAUUUACCACUGUAAUGCAACAAAUAAGAUGGGCUCAUCAAGAUCUUCGCAGAUCGAAUUGAGUUAUUUCUGCAGUUCAUCACAGCCCAAAGACUGCUACCUUAAAGUGUGGAGCCAAUAGUGCCUAGUGACUUACUUUCAGAGGGCUCAACAUGAAGAAGACAGCGGCACAUCAGGACCUCUUAGCAGAUUCUGAAUGUUUUAGAUGGGAAGAAUCAGAAGAAGCCCAAGAGGAAAAGGAAGGAGAACCAAAACAUUCUUCACACCAGACUGAUUCCUCCUUGCCUUCCAUUUUCAUGUCAAAGUUACUUUGUGUUUCCUUUGCUUAUUUUCAUUUCCUUAAAGUUUGCGUGCUUCAAAAAAUCAAAACGAGAACUAAUAUUUCUGCACUGAUACAGGUGGUAUGAUGGUAAAAACAGAACCACGUGAAAACAUAAUUUCAUAAAAGACUCUGAUUUACCUCUUUUCAGGUGUAAACUCUAUCACUGGAAUUUUGCAGGUGUAUACUCGUGUGCAAAUUCCCCUACAUAAACAGUUAGGCAUUUUUUUUGUCCAAAAUGUCCAAAUUCAGAAAUUGAGUUUUUGCUAGGCAACCCCAACCAGGGAUUUCAUUAUUUUUAUUGCUGUGCAGCUGUUCCCCAAGGAAGAAUAUAAAAUAUACAUCUUGAUGGGGCAAGAUAAAAAUAUACAUUAAGAAGAAGAUGAGGAAGAAGAGGGAGAAGAGGAAGGACAAAAAUCAAAACAAUAUAUAUAUCUAUAUAUCUAUAUCUAUAUCUAUAUCUAUAUAUAUAUAUAUAUAUAUAUAUAUAUAUAUAUAUAUAUAAGCUUUGCCCGGCCACGCGUUGCUGUGGCUUAUGGGAGUCCUUUGUUGGCCAGGUGGAAUAGCAGUGAAUAGCCUUGCAGUCUCAAAGCCUGGCCAUUUUCUGGAGUAGCUCGAGCUUUUUGUUGUAUGAACGUAGAGACAUGGACGAGGGGUUGUGCUGCCAAGUUUAGUAUUUCUGGGAUGUGUAGUUUUGUUGUUUUGUCCUAGGCUGAAAUUUCAUUACUCUUUUAUAUAUAUAGAUAUAUUAAGAUAGCUCCUGAAAGAUUUUUGCCUGUAAUUCAUACAAGUUAUUUCAGUGCCAUUAAUUCCACACAUUCCUGUUAUUGUGCAUGUAUUUUGAGCUUUAAAAAGGGAACAACUGCUACCCUGAUGCUUUUGUUCUUUUGAAAUGAUACACCAAAUAAGAGAUUUCUUCCUGUCCAGAUUGAUAGAAAGACAGUUUCCUGAAUUUUGGCCUUUAUAAGUAAGAUGGUCUUUUUGUGCUUUGGACAAGCCGGCUUUCCCAUUCUGAAUUCUGUUAUGUAACUUCAAAGGUGGAUCAGUAGGACCUUAAAGGGCUUAAUUAUAAGAUUGUUCUAUUUCUAUGAAAUGUGGAAAUAUAUUCUCCCAUAUCUUACAGGACAUUUAGUUAUCAGGCAAAAGGGUAAGUUUCUGAGCCUUAUUGUUAUAGGAAGACGCUCCUUUGAAAGUAUGAAGGUUAGUACUCUAGUGUGCAGACUGUUUUUGGAAAAAUCAAACCCAUUUCUUUAUAUCAAUCAGAGACCAAAAUGUAUGCAGUCAAGCUCAGAACCAAAUUCUAUGGAUAUUAUGGACUUUCCAAAUUCUAUCAAUAUCAUGGACAAAGGAGGGCAAAAUACUUUGAAUGAAUCACUGUUGUCCCACCAAGGGACAGAACAAAGAGGACCAUCAGUUAUAUUUGUCAUACAGGGGGUGUUCAUACUGGGUUAUUUCUUUAAAUUGGCUUACAAUGUUUUAGUUCAUUAUGUAUUUUAUGUAUUGAUGUAUAUGUAUUUGUGUUUUUAAAGUUUGUACAGCUCUUCGAAUCCCACCCAUGGGGAAAAAGCAGGAUAGAAAUGAAUAAAUAAUAAUAAUUAGG
Anolis carolinensis (green anole) is the source of this 5003-nucleotide messenger RNA. Its product is annotated as B-cell receptor CD22-like. Gene Ontology annotation, molecular function: CD4 receptor binding; sialic acid binding; protein phosphatase binding. NCBI's taxonomy places the organism in Eukaryota, Metazoa, Chordata, Lepidosauria, Squamata, Anolidae. Gene Ontology annotation, cellular component: external side of plasma membrane; recycling endosome; plasma membrane. Gene Ontology annotation, biological process: regulation of B cell proliferation; B cell activation; negative regulation of B cell receptor signaling pathway. The transcript has 11 exons. The record is from RefSeq and is a predicted model, not a curated record. The coding region runs from base 923 to 3205 and encodes 760 amino acids.